This is a messenger RNA of Cavia porcellus (domestic guinea pig), 4403 nucleotides long. It is a transcript of the gene Lrrc40, whose product is annotated as leucine rich repeat containing 40. Gene Ontology annotation, molecular function: protein binding. The transcript has 11 exons. The record is from RefSeq and is a predicted model, not a curated record. Lineage: Eukaryota; Metazoa; Chordata; Mammalia; Rodentia; Caviidae. The coding region runs from base 1983 to 3071 and encodes 362 amino acids.
AUUUUAAACCUUGCAUGACUUUGAAGUUGAUACAUAUUGCCUGUACAAAACUAAGUUUUAAUAUAAUUAUACAAAAAAAUACAUAGAUUUUUAUGGAAUAGUAAGUAGUUAGAUUUUCUUUAAACCAUAAUUGUCUAGCAAUUGUCUGAAUAGUUACCACCAAAAGGCACACUAUUAAAAAGGAAAAAAAAAAUCUGACUGUGAAUUGUAGUAAAACUAUGUAGCUGAGAAAUUGGUAAGUUUUCUGCUAUGCUGUGUCUCAUUUUUGAGAGAUUAUUUCUGUCUCAGAAGUGGACACACCCAUUGUAUGUUGUUAUAGUACUUACAGCUGUAACACAAGAAGGUCUUGCUUUACUUGAGGACCCAGGUUGUUAGUCCUGUCAUUUUAAAAUGAAAAUUCAAAAUUUUGUGUUUCUGUUAAGGUUUACUAUUACCCAGUCAUGAUUGUAUACUGGAAAACUAAUAUUUGGGGAGUGCUAUUUUCUUUUUCUUUCCUUAUUUUUUUCUUGUUGUUACAAAACAUAAUAAUACAGGAUAUAAAAAUUAAGGUACCAUUUAAAUAAGUAUCCUUUUACUUUAGGAUUGCUAAUUGAGUCCAAAAUGUUUUUUUUUUUUUUUUUUUUUUGUUCAAAGACAGAAAUGUUGUUUCUUGAUUAAUGGUGUCUUGCUUGUCAGCUGUAGACUAUUCACUAAUCAAGUCUUUUUUUGCUAGUCACAUAUAUCCUCUUCAUUUUUAUAACCAUUUCAUUUGUGAAGCAAGUCAUAAAAGGGAUUUUUUACAUUUGGUUGCAGAUAAUUUUGAGAUAAAUUGGAAAGAUCUGCUAUUUUACUUUAAGUUAAUUAUUUAUCAUUUAUAAUAGAGAAACAUAAAUUAGGCUGUCUUGCAUAUAUAAGAAAAAAGCUUAGCUUUCUUUAUAAACUUGUGAAAGUACCUUUAGAGACAAGCACAUUGUUGAAAAAUCAAUUCUGCCAGGCAUGGUGGAGCGUAUCUGCAAUCCUAGCUACUUGGGAGUCCCAACACAGAGGAACCCCAUGUUUGAGGCCAGCUUGGACAACAUAGCAAGAGCUUGUCUCAAAAUAAAAACUAAAAAAAGACUGGGUUAUAAUUCAGUGCAGCAUGUGCAGGGGCCCUAGGUCCAAUCCUCAGUUUGUAGCAACUUUCGUAAUUCUCUGUUUAAUUGAUGUUCAAGGGCUUUCUGUUCCUCAUACAUAACAAGAGAUAUUUGUAAUCUAGUGUAAGUAGAAGAUUUAGCUUUUAUGUCACUAUUAGUGAUUAGAUUCCAAGAAUAAUAUCCUACAAUUAUAUGGCACUGUCUUGGUUACUUGUCUCUUAUUGCUGAGACAAAAUAUUUGAUGUCCAAAAUGAAGAGAGGGAAGGUUUAUCUAGCUUAAAGGUUUUGGAGGUUUUGGCCCAUACUCUGCUGGCUCGAAGGUAGGGUGGCAUGGCUGAGGGUCGGCUGUUCAUGGCGGCUGUGGCAGAUAUCAAAUGCAACAAGGACAAAAGGGAAAAAGUACGCCUCCGUCCCUCCUUUACAUUGUAUGUCAGCUACUCGCAGCACUCACAUCGUCAAUCCCUGCACUAGACAAUGGACCAAUCACAAAUGCUAGACUCAGCUGCCUCCAUGAGGCAUUUGGGGGGACUACAUGAGGCUUUGGGGGGACAUCCAGAGACAAACCAUAAGAAGCACAGUAUAAGUUCAGAAUGCUCUUGUGAAUAUCAUUUUAACAUCACAUCAGUCACAACAGUGCUGUAAGGUAGAUGCAAUAACUACUUUUUUUUUUUCUAGCAUUUUAAAGAUUCGUAGGCCCAGGCUUAUACGUUAUACUGGAAGCAGUGGAGCCAGGACCUGAGUCUCCUUGCUGCAUCCUUACUGCUCUUCACCACACAGCACUGGCUUUCUCUCAGCCCGUGGUCCUGAUAAUUAAAGCAUUUGGAUUGCAAUUCAAAUGUCUUGGAAACUAUACCUCCUGAAUUGGCCAGCAUGGAGUCCCUAGAACUGCUUUAUUUGCGAAGGAAUAAAUUACGUUUUCUACCAGAAUUUCCUUCUUGUAAACUGUUGAAGGAACUGCAUGUAGGUGAAAACCAGAUUGAAAUGUUAGCGGCAGAACACCUUAAGCAUCUGAGUUCUAUCCUUGUGCUAGACCUGAGGGAUAACAAAUUAAAAUCUGUUCCAGAUGAAAUUGCACUACUACAGUCUUUGGAAAGGCUGGACCUAAGCAACAAUGAUAUUAGUAGUCUGCCCUGUUCAUUGGGAAACCUUCAUUUGAAAUUCCUGGCACUAGAGGGAAAUCCUUUGAGAACCAUUCGAAGAGAAAUUAUUAAUAAAGGAACUCAAGAAGUCCUAAAAUAUCUACGCAGCAAAAUCAAAGAUGAUGGACCUAGACAGAGUGACUGUGUUCCUGAAACCACAGCUAUGACACUACCAAGCGAGUCCAGGGUCAAUGUACAUGCCAUCGUCACACUAAAAUUGCUAGACUUCAGUGAUAAGCAAACAGCUUUGAUUCCUGAUGAAGUAUUCAAUGCAGUAAAAAACAAUGUCAUCACUUCUGUUAACUUCAGCAAGAAUCAGCUACAUGAAAUUCCAAAAAGGAUUGUGGAACUGAAGGAGAUGGUUUCUGAUGUCAAUCUCAGUUUCAAUAAGCUUUCGUUUGUAUCCUUGGAAUUAUGCAUGCUUCAAAAAUUGACUUUUUUGGAUCUCAGGAACAAUUUUUUAAAUUCUUUGCCUGAAGAAAUGAAAUCAUUGGUAAGACUACAGUCGAUCAAUCUUUCCUUUAAUAGGUUCAAAGUCUUGCCGGAGGUUCUGUAUCAUAUUCCCACCCUGUCGACGAUUCUGAUCAGUAACAAUCAGGUCGGGGCUCUGGACCCUCAGCAAAUGAAGAUGAUGGAAAACCUGACGACCUUGGACCUGCAAAACAAUGACCUUCUACAGGUUCCACCGGAGCUCGGGAACUGUGUGAGCCUUAGAACAUUGCUGCUGGACGGAAAUCCAUUCCGCGUUCCUCGAGCAGCCGUGUUGGCGAAGGGCACCGCCGCUGUCCUGGAGUACCUGAGGGACCGAAUUCCCACUUAGACUGUAGGCCCUUCCUGCCUCUGGCCGGCUGCAUUCCCAGGAGGAUGCACUGUUUUGUUUUUGGGUCAUUCUAAAGGUGACUGCUAUAGCUAGCCCUACAGUCCCCGGGUAUCAUUGGCCUGGGCCAGAGUCACUGCCACUAGAGGGGCUUUCCUGACAGCUCAUGUCUCCCCAGGCCCUGCUGUGCUGCACAGUGUUGGUGUCCACGGGGCGCCCGCAGUGUUCAGUGGCGUUGUGGUGCCCUCUAAAAUUUUGUGAGAUUUUGUUCAGUAUGAUUUAAUACUUUUGUAAUACAGCAUUUUUGUAGAAUUGGGUUUUUUCCUUUGUUUUCUUUUUGUAUUCCAGAUAAAGUGACUAAUUGUUUUGACUCUGACUAGCCAAUUUGUACCUUUUAUGAGAUAUAAAAAUCAAUUUUACUGAAUAUUGUUCUUUGACAUUUUAAAAAAUAAGACUUUUGUUACCCAUGGUAAGAUUUUAUGACAUAGUCCUGGUAGAAGUUUUAAAUUAAUACUGCCUGGUUUUUAUUUUAAUCUAGUUGACAUGUUUCAUUUCUAGUGAUGAACUAGCUCUUUUGUCUGUUUUAUAAAAUCAUUUCAUCAGGUUUGCUGAUUUCACAGAAACGCCCCUCAAGGCAUAGAAGUCGAAGAGAAAGUACAAGUGGUAUUGUGCCUGCUGCCAGCAACCUGCUUAGUAGGGAGAAGUGCAAGGGUUGCUGUGGCUGCUGCCAGUGACUCCGCCAGCACCUGAUGGUUUGCAUGACGUCUUCGUGUGCCCACGCGAUAGCGAAGUCAGAGCUGCGCAUCUGCCCUCCGUCAGAGCGGCAGCACUUAAACGCCUUUUGCCCCUUAGGAAAAAGAUACUGAGCCUUCCCUCAGAUAAUCUACAGGGGACUAUGCAGCAAAGUGCGACAGGCAGAAGCCAGUAGCCUGUUUCAGUGCUCACUGGGCGAGAGCGUGCAGACCUUGUGUGCCCGUGGGUGUGUGCAAACUUGUGUUCAUUUUUAUUACCAACACUUCAGUUUUAAAAUUUGUUUGUAGUCCUGAUAAGACAGCAGCCAUGCAGUAAUUUUCUAAAAGGGAAUUUAUCAUGGAUAAACUCUAUUUAAUGGAAGUCAGAUGUAAAGUUCUGUUUACACUAAUAUCAUCAGAAGUAGGUUUGUGUGUCAUGUGACGUGUUUCUCAUGAGCACUCACUUCAGUAUGUGGAUUGCAGUAGGCAGAUGUGAUUUAGGUAACUUUGGGUGAUAGAGGCACGUUUAAAUUAUGAAAAUGCUUUACUGCUAAUGAAGAUAAAUACUACAUGUUGGUAAUAAAAAGCAUCUUUCAAACAUCAA